This is a messenger RNA of Cricetulus griseus (Chinese hamster), 1136 nucleotides long. Lineage: Eukaryota; Metazoa; Chordata; Mammalia; Rodentia; Cricetidae. The record is from RefSeq and is a predicted model, not a curated record.
AUGGACGUGUUCAUGAAGGGCCUGUCCAUGGCCAAGGAGGGCGUUGUGGCUGCAGCCGAGAAAACCAAGCAGGGGGUCACCGAGGCAGCAGAGAAAACCAAGGAGGGCGUCCUCUACGUCGGAAGCAAGACCAAAGAGGGAGUGGUACAAGGUGUGGCUUCAGUGGCUGAGAAAACCAAGGAGCAGGCAUCACAUCUGGGAGGAGCCGUGUUCUCGGGGGCUGGGAACAUUGCAGCAGCCACAGGCCUGGUGAAGAAGGAGGAGUUCCCCACAGACCUGAAGCCAGAGGAGGUGGCCCAAGAAGCGGCUGAAGAGCCACUGAUUGAACCCCUGAUGGAACCUGAAGGGGAGAGUUAUGAGGAAACACCCCAGGAGGAAUAUCAGGAGUAUGAGCCAGAGGCCUAAGGGUCCAGGAGGGCCUCGCACCAGCAGCACAAUUCUUCCCUCUCCCUGCCCCACCCCUCACCCCCCAGAGCCAGGGCUGUCCUUCUACCUUUCCCCCAAAACACGAGAUCUUCCUUCGGCCCGAGGCACCUCCCCCGGGCCUGCGUUAGUGUCUGCCCUGCCCUUCCGUCUGUCUCACCUGCCCGCGUUCGUCCCUGAGGCGUGGACUGAAGUCGGGCAGAGGUUCCACUGGGAGCCCCGCCCCACCAGUGUUACCCCUCACCCUCCAUCUGGUCCGGUGUCUGCGCGGUUGUAGCAUGUUCUAUGUAUUUUUAAACCAAGAUGGGAAAGCUAUGGCUCCUUCCCCAUCCCAACAGAGGUUCUCCGAGGGGCCCCCGGGCAGCCCCACUUCGACCCCUAAAAUGUUUUUUUAACCCAAACCAGGAGCCAGGUUGUGCCAUGCCCCUCCCUCAGCCCGCUCGGCCCGAGCGCGGGCGUCGUGUGUUGUGAUUGUGGCAUGGAGAGCCCCCCACCCACCGUGUGAGCGUGUCCCGGGUGGGCCGGCCCAGCCGCCCCCCAGCGUGUCCAUGAAUAAAGCCAAUCUGUCUGUAGCUGGCGCCACCUGGGCAGGGCUGGGCUUCAGGGCCCCGGGCUGCCCCUCCGCUCUUUGGGCCCUGGAACACUCGGCACAGGUGCAUGCAUGGCUGGCUACCUGGGACCUCAGCUUAUCCAUCUCCUACUCCAAGCCAGCU